Notodromas monacha is the source of this 2016-nucleotide messenger RNA. The record is from the annotation of a GenBank genome assembly. NCBI's taxonomy places the organism in Eukaryota, Metazoa, Arthropoda, Ostracoda, Podocopida, Cyprididae.
GUUUCUUUCUUCUUGUAGGUUGAUGAUGACAGCUGAAAAUUGUGACGUGAUCUUGUGAAAGUGAAAGAAGCCAUCAUGAAUGGACAGCUUUUGAAGAAACCUAUGCCCAACGACAACUCGUGUUUGUUCACGAGUGUGUACUUCGGGAUAGCGAGUCAAGCGGAUACGAGUGCCGCCAUGGAACUUAGAAAGGUCGUAGCUGGAGAAAUCCUUGAUAAACCGGAAGAAUACAGCGAGGUCAUUCUCGGAAAACCACCGAAAGAAUACGCCGAAUGGAUAAGAAAAGAUCAAUCAUGGGGAGGUGCGAUCGAGCUGAAAAUUCUUUCCGAGUACUAUGCAACUGAAAUAGUCAUGAUCAACUCACAAUCGGGUCAUCUCACGCGUUUUGGCGAAGACCGAAGUUACGACAGAAGGAUCUUCGUUUAUUAUGACGGAAUCCACUAUGAUGCGAUCUAUUGGGAACCAUGUGAUAAUCCGCUAGGAAUCGUAACGUCAUUUCCGAGAGACGACUUAGCGAUUUUGCAGAACGCAGAAUUUAUGGCCCAAGAAGGGAAACGGAGCGGGAAUUUUACCGAUGUGGCCAAAUUCACUUUGCGAUGUCUCGUUUGUAAACAACAACUUAUUGGUCAAAAGGAAGCCGCGGAGCACGCGAAGAAGACGGGAGAAAUGGUUUUUUAUGUAACGCCUCCCGCGGGAGAGAUCAGAUUGGAGAAGUUCUACCAUGCAGCCGUUUCGCGGUUGAAUUUUCUUUUGGAUGCUUUCGCGGAAAAGUCAAACCGUGUGUCCGACAACGAAGCCCGAACUUUCGACGUCAACUGGUUGGUCGAGGGCACGUCCAAGGACUUAGUUUCUCAUUUUGUGCUCAGGCUCGUGUGCUGUGACGAUCCAGACCUUUCUGCACUACUUGUUGAAUUAGAAGCCCGGUUUUUCUCGAAGAGAGUUUCUCACUUGGAAAAGCGCAGCUUGACGAAAUUGCUGGAGAAAACCCGGGAAGAAGUCGGAUCUGUGAUCAGCUGGGAUCCCCGUUCCGGUGGAUUCGGUGAUCGACAUUAUGACUUUUAUUGCUGGGCCUACACAGCUUUGUCGUGUUUCAUUAACGCUUGGAAAUCCAACUGCAUUCCUGUAGUUCCAUUCCAAACUCUUUUAUCUUUGAUUGCUACCCGGGACGUUGUUCUCGUCAGAGGCGAAGCUUUACUUGACUCCCUGGAAAAGGAAGCGUCUGGCUUAUUAUGUUUGUUUGCCGGAUUGACCAACGUGGGAAUGUCAGUGUUGAAAAGAUCCAGGAGACGCGAGGAUCUUCGGAUAGACAGUGUUAGGCAUGAGAUCAAGCGCAUUCUGAAAAGAAGAAUGAAGCUGUGGAAUACAAGUCCAACUGUUGGACCAAUGCUGCGAAUACGUUGCGACGAUAUUGAUCAUUUCGCGAAGACGUAUUUUCCGCCCUGUAUGGAAAACUUGCAUCGCACGUUGAAACAUAAUGGAAGGAUUCAGUACACGCUUUUCCUGAAGGAAAUCGGCUUAUCCAUGGAUGAUGCGUUUGAGCUUUGGAAGCAAGAGUACUCGUUGCCGGAAAUUUCCUGCUCCUCAAAUGCAAGAAAUAAGUCUUUAAAUUUAUGUGGACAUUCGUGGCAAUUGAACUCUCGAAAAUACGUUGGAAGCAUCCGAGGACUCUACGGAAAAACUGGACGUUGUGUGGAUUAUUCGGCGCACUCGUGUACCUCUCUGCAACAGUUGAUCAUGUCGGGUUCCGAAGUUGGUGGGUGUCCAUUUGUGCAUUCUGAUGACCCGGAGUUGUGCAAAUUCUUGACUAACGAGUUCGGCGAUGCUGUGUCGCCUUCUGCUGCUUGUGCGACUUGCUUGUCAGGAAAGUUGCUUGAUAUUGAAGAAACGUGGCCUUCGCAGAAAAAAGCUGCGCGCGUUCCGAAUUGUGAUAAUUUUUCGUUUAAAAAACCUAGUCAGUUUUACGGUUUGUUGCGGAGAUUGGACAAUGGGCAGUAAAUGCGUAAUUAAGCAUUAAAA